AUGCAUGUGGGCACCAACCAGACUAUCACCACUGAGUUUGUCUUCCGACCCUUCUCCAUCGUACCCACCAUGCAGUGGCUCCUCUUCAUGCUCUUCCUCCUACUCUACCUCACCAUUAUCACUGGCAACACAUCUAUCAUCUGGGUGGUCCACACUGACCAUGCCCUCCAGUCCCCCAUGUAUUUCUUCCUGGGGAACCUGGCCUUGCUGGAGGUCUGCUACACCACCACAGUGGUGCCCCAGAUGCUGGCCAGCAUCCUAGAUCCCCACACCACCAUCUCCUUGACUGGCUGUGGGAUUCAGAUGUUUCUUUUUGUGGCACUAGGGAGUACUGACUGCUUCCUCCUGGCCAUCAUGGCAUAUGAUCGAUAUGUGGCCAUCUGCCACCCAUUGCUCUACCCCCUUGUCAUGACACGGAAGCUCUGUCUUCACUUGGUGAUUAUCGCACUGUCAUUGGCCUUCCUGCUCUCACUGGAGCUGACAGCAUUGAUCUUUGCUAUGUCCUUCUGCAAGCACCAGAUCAACCACUUCCUGUGUGAUGUGCCACCUAUGCUGCGCCUGGCCUGUGCUGAUGUCCACAUCCACCAGACCGUCAUGUUCAGUGUGGGUGUCAUUGUCUUGACCAUCCCCUUCCUCCUGAUCUGCCUCUCCUAUGUCUUCAUUGUGGCUGCUGUACUGCGCAUCCACUCGUCCCAAGGCCGUCACCAGGCCUUCUCCACCUGCAGCUCCCACCUGACAGUGGUGCUGCUUCAAUAUGGCUGCUGCAGCCUGGUCUACUUGCGUCCCAAGUCCAGGUCUUCAGAAGAAGAGGAUCGUCAGCUUGCUCUAAUAUACACCUUUGCCACCCCCAUGCUCAACCCCUUGAUCUACAGCCUGAGGAACAAGGACAUCAAGGGUGCUCUGCGAAGAGCAGUCAGACGGACCAUCAUUUCCCAGCCUCGCUGA
Alligator mississippiensis (American alligator) is the source of this 945-nucleotide messenger RNA. Its product is annotated as olfactory receptor 10Q1. Gene Ontology annotation, biological process: G protein-coupled receptor signaling pathway. The coding region runs from base 1 to 945 and encodes 314 amino acids. Gene Ontology annotation, molecular function: G protein-coupled receptor activity; olfactory receptor activity. NCBI's taxonomy places the organism in Eukaryota, Metazoa, Chordata, Crocodylia, Alligatoridae. Gene Ontology annotation, cellular component: membrane. The transcript has a single exon. The record is from RefSeq and is a predicted model, not a curated record.